UGUAAGAUGGUAUGGGAGGUGAUUCGUGCCAAAAUUCGACGAUGUGACGAACCCGUUUUGUUCGUCUGGAGGAGGCGUGUCUCGUCGAGAGGAGGAGGCAAGUUUUUUGAAGUGGAGAGGAGCGCGAAAGUGUGGAGAAGGCGGGUCUCGUUCAGCGGGAGGGGCGCGGUUUAUGCGGGGCUGGACACGUCGUGAGAGCCCGGAUGUCAGACCUAGAGCAGCUGGUUGGAGGAGAUUUUAUGACACAAACGUGACUGACUAGGGAGAUACAAUGUGUUUGUGAUUCAUCAAGAAUUACCCUAAGAGACACUGAGUUCCAGUCUCCAAGCCUUGUGUCGACAGACCCCGCCUACCUUCCUCCUCUGUCUUUAUGUAUAUUCCCAUUGUAUUAGUAUGUAUUAAGUUGUUGCUGUUCCCAUUGUAUGUCUUUGUCAUUU
Geodia barretti is the source of this 437-nucleotide messenger RNA. NCBI's taxonomy places the organism in Eukaryota, Metazoa, Porifera, Demospongiae, Tetractinellida, Geodiidae. The record is from the annotation of a GenBank genome assembly.